AUAAAGUUCUGUUUGGCACAAAGACCUGAUGUCCGCUGAUGGCUGUGCACCCUGCCCCUGUUGGCACCGUCCUUGCUCCAGUUCCUCAAGUUCUUCCCGCUCCUCCGCCAGCGCCACCUGCGGCGACCUGGCCACCACAUGCCCCGCAAUUGGUGCCAAAUGUGUACUAUCAGGCGGUGCCAACUCCUGCGUUUGCCCCUCAAGGGCCAGCUACACACCUUCCAGCUUACCAAUCCAACUUCAACGUGCCACAGCAAGUCCAGUUCCUGCAAGUGCCACAGACUUUUCAAGUCGCUUCACCUGCUGUGAGCACAGGGCAGGUGUUUUCCGCUCCAGGAGUGUCAGGGCUGCCACUUCCUUUGUCUGCCAGCCCUCCUUUGGCCGUGGCCGGUGGCAUUCAAGGGGUGCAAGUUGUCCAGGCGAUGCCAGGCGCCAUCAUGACUGGAGCUACAUUUGGAAGCGCAGGACAUACAGGAGCCUCAUGCGAGGGCUUUGGCUUCAGCAAGGAGCAGUGCGCCAGAAUCAUUGAGUUGCAGCAGCAGUAUCAAGCUGCAGGAGACCAUGAAAGCCAGGCGUUGGUGGCCCAUUAUGCAGCCGCAGGUGUUGACUUAAGCGAAUUCUUGGAGGUUGCGGCCGCCACCCACAGACCACCUUUGGUUCACGAUCCAAACAGGCGAUUCAAAGGGAGCGUGCGCAGUUGGAAUCCAGAUGGCGGUUUUGGCUUUAUUGUUUGUGCAGAAUCCAGGGCGAUCUACAACAAGGUACGAAUUAUGGCAUGGGUCUUCGGGGCUUCUUGAUAUGACGGAUGAGUGAUCCGAAAAAUCGAUCCUUGUUGAGCGAAGGACAUCUUCCUACACAAGUCUGAGAUUGGCCACGAACCUGAUUUAUACAAGCUCAGAAGAAGGCUGGAAUUCAAAGAUGGCGAGCCCGUCUCAUUCCAGGUGGAGUAUGACGACAAGCAGAAGCCAAGGGCAAAGCACGUGGAAUUGCUGGAUCAGCCAAAGGAAGCUCCACCAGAGCCUAAAGAGGAGCAACCACCACCUCCGCCAAAGAAGCGAAGGCGCCGAACAGAUCAAUUAUC
This is a messenger RNA of Durusdinium trenchii, 1081 nucleotides long. The record is from the annotation of a GenBank genome assembly. NCBI's taxonomy places the organism in Eukaryota, Dinophyceae, Suessiales, Symbiodiniaceae.